AUGUCCGGUGUCAGGAAGCACUUGGGGGACGCGGUGAAGCUGCAGAAGCAGAAUGAAAUGGUGGAUAUGAGCUCUCUAUCCGGCAAGACCGUGUUCUUCUACUUCUCGGCAAGCUGGUGCCCGCCGUGCCGCGGCUUCACGCCGCAGCUGGUGGAGUUCUAUGACAAGCACCACGUUUCGAAGAACUUCGAGAUCAUACUUGCGUCGUGGGACGAGGAGGAGGAGGACUUCAAUGGGUACUACGCCAAGAUGCCAUGGCUGGCGCUGCCCUUUGAGAAGCGCAACAUUGUGGAGGCGCUCACGAAGGUGUUCAAGGUGGAAUCGAUUCCGACGCUUAUCGGCUUGAACGCGGACACGGGUGAAACCGUGACGACGCGCGCGCGCCACGCGCUGACGCAGGACCCCGAAGGCGCGCAGUUCCCGUGGAGAGACGAGUAA
Molecule: messenger RNA, 438 nt
Organism: Leishmania mexicana MHOM/GT/2001/U1103
Lineage: Eukaryota; Euglenozoa; Kinetoplastea; Trypanosomatida; Trypanosomatidae
Product: tryparedoxin
Exons: 1
Coding region: 1-438 (145 amino acids)
Molecular function (GO): thioredoxin-disulfide reductase (NADPH) activity
Source: RefSeq, a predicted model, not a curated record